Messenger RNA from Canariomyces notabilis, 1458 nucleotides. RefSeq names its product alpha-galactosidase A. The record is from RefSeq and is a predicted model, not a curated record. The transcript has a single exon. NCBI's taxonomy places the organism in Eukaryota, Fungi, Ascomycota, Sordariomycetes, Sordariales, Chaetomiaceae. Bases 492 to 1301 code for a protein of 269 amino acids.
CCAAGCGCCAUUGUUGGUAGCAUGUUGAAGAAAAAACUUGAAAUGUUGGCGGCAGGUAGUGCUACCUAAGUCUACCACUCUACCAUAGCAAGCCAACCAGCCAAAUAGCGCUCAUUCGAGAGUCUACUUCCCCUGGCGCUACCUAUCGAGAGAAGACUGUCACAUUGGGAUGUUGCAGGUGAUAUCCGCGCGCUUCGUCGGCUGCAGAGGAAUGCCUGCCGAGUGCGACGACGCCGACGAGCUCGAGACGGGUCAGACCAACUCUGCAAGUUAAGCGCGCCUUAGAACCUGGAAACGCACGUCUGUUCCAGUUCAAGCAGUCAGGCUCGCUCGGCGGUGUGUCUCUUAAUUGAGUCUCUAACAUAAGACUGACUGGCACCUUUGCAUGACUGGCAUACUCGCAACAGCGGCAACACAGAGUUUAAGUUGCCGGUCUUGUACCUGACAGUCCUGACUUUAAUCAGCCAGCAUUGAAACCCUACACCGUAACAAUGCCGCCGAAAGCAGACAUCGAGAUUCUCGCCCAAAUCAUAGACGAUGAAAGAGGACUCUACCGUCUCCGGGUCGGCCAAAGAGUCCACUACCUCACAAUCCCCGUGGGCGUAUUCGACGACGACACAAUGUGCCGGCCCUAUCUCCUCAUCCCCAGGCUGCCAGACCUUCCGGACUUGCCGUGGACCACCAUGACCAUCACGCGGGAUAAGAAUGAUGGCUCUCUUACCUCAACCAUCUCUACAGACCCGCUACGCGAGAUCAAAACAACCUGGCAUGAAGUGAGCAUCGACGUCUUGAGUUUGAAGAGAAUGAGGCGGUUGCGUUCGGGAGUGCACGAGGUCCAAUACAACGGCGCACCUGCCAUCGCCAAGGUUGCAAACUUUGAGUGGCAGAUUGCCCAGAUCGAGCGUGAAACGUGGGCUUACUCUUGGUUGGCCGAUUAUGCUCACGAACAACCUGACGAGCCUCCCAUUGCACCCAAGUUCCUCGGCCAUUUGACCGAAAACGGCAGAACCAUGGGAUUCCUGCUGGAAAAGCUUGAUGGAGAGGAGGCCGGCAUCGCCGACCUGGCUGACUGCGAGGCGCUGCUCGACAGGUUGCACAACGACGUGGGGUUGGUUCAUGGCGACGUGAAUCGGUAUAACUUUGUUAUCGACCGGGUCUCGGGAGGCGGUGUCCGUCUGGUUGAUUUCGAACAUGCUCAGGAGUUUGACGAGGAGUUGGCUAGGACGGAGUUGAUGUCCUUACCGGCGGCGUUGACUGAAGAAACUGGGCGGGGAGGGUGUCGAAUUUAUAAUGAGAACUAGGAUAGGAAAGUGUACCUUAUACUUGGUAGUCGCUUCAGGUUUGGGCUUCUAGAUUACUACCUGCCUACCCAAGUUCGUAGUAUACGAUAUACAUGUAUAACGCCGGCAGGGUCGGGCUGUCCGUAUGGACAAGGCCGCUUCAGAUGUCAAUGACAAC